AUGAAUAACCGAAGCCCUUAUAUUUAUAUCCACCGGUUGUCAUCUGAGCUUCUCUCCCAGCUGCAAGAGCGCCGCAAAAUGCGAAACACCAUCGGCCGUGCAGCCACAGUCGCGAGAGAAUCCCAGUCAGGGAACGGGAGGCUCACGAAGAACACCGUGACAAGUGGAAAUGUAUGCGCCGCUGCGGCAUAA
Molecule: messenger RNA, 192 nt
Organism: Penicillium mononematosum
Lineage: Eukaryota; Fungi; Ascomycota; Eurotiomycetes; Eurotiales; Aspergillaceae
Exons: 1
Coding region: 1-192 (63 amino acids)
Source: RefSeq, a predicted model, not a curated record